AUGAUCCGCAAGAACCCGGACCUGGACCACCAGAGGGUUCUGGAUCUGACGUUGGUGGAGAUGACUAAGGAGCUGGAGGACGGCUCUCUGUCUCCGGAGGCGGCUCUCUACGUCUAUGUGAAGAAGGCUCUUGAAGUGCACAGCAAUCUGAACUGUGUGACUGUUUUCCUGUCCGACUGCGAAGAUCAACUGAAGAAACUACAACAGAGUGAAGAGAGGGGCCCCUUGUACGGGGCCCCAGUGUCUAUAAAGGAGCAUAUUGGUUAUCAGGGUCUCCCCUCCACAUGUGGACUUGUUCAGUACCUGGACGCUGUGGAGGAGGAGGACAGCGUCGUGGUCAAGGUCCUGAAGAAACAAGGAGCCAUUGUGUUUGCCAAGACCAACGUUCCUCAGACCCUGAUCUGCUAUGAAACCAGCAACACCAUCUACGGAUACACAAUGAACCCCCAUAACGUGGCCAAGGGGGCUUCCGGAUCCUCAGGUGGAGAGGGGGCUCUGAUUGGAGGUGGAGCCUCACUUCUGGGCUUCGGAACCGACCUCGCCGGCAGCAUCCGCCUCCCGUCCAGUUUUUGUGGGAUUGCCGGAUUUAAGCCAACGCCAACCAGGCUUAGCAUGCGCGGAGUGCGGCCCUCUGUGGACGGGAUGACGGCAGGACGUCUUCCUAGGGUUCUGGCUAUGAGAGCUCUGCUGUGUGAUGAGAUGUUCCGACUCGACCCGAAUGUUCCCCCCAUCUACUUCAACGAGGAGGUCUACUCCGGCCAUAAACCUCUCCGUAUCGGCUACUAUGAGGAGGACGGCUUCUUCCUUCCCAGUCCCGGCAUGAGGCGCGUCCUGCUGGAGACCAAGAAGCUUCUAGAAGAGGCCGGACACCAGCUCGUCCCGUUCCGACCUCCGCGAGUGGAUCGGGCCUAUCAGAUGUACCUGAAGAGCGCGUUGUUUGGUGACGGAGGGAAAACGCUCGCAGACAAGUUUGAGAAGAACAUUGUUGACGUCCACCUGGCGGGAAGCGUCCCUCUGUACCGGCUCCCGGCCAUGCUGAAGAAGACGCUGGCCUUCCUCCUCCGGCCCAUAGCUCCUCGGAUCUCUAAAGUCCUCUACUCCUGUGCCGGACCCCGAUCUGUUCAGGAACAUUGGAGGGACCUCAUCGCUCUGGAGGAAUAUCAGACAACGUUCAUCUGUGAAUGGAGGAAGUCGGAUCUGGACGUUGUCCUCUGUCCUAUGCUGGGCCCGGCCUUCAAUGUCGGAUACCCCGCCAGACUGCUAGGUAGACCCGAUGGGGGGGAUGGGAGGAGUCUGCUCAUCACACACAUUAUAAUCUGCUUCAGAUCGACCAACAACUACGCAGUGCGAGGGCCGGGGGUCAGGGUUAUGGGGAUAGGGGGUCAGGGUUAUGGGAGUUCGGUCAGCGCCGAGGACGAGGCGGCCCUGAGACAUUACACCGGAUAUCACAACGACUUCUGGGACAAACUCUUCAAAAAGGCGGUGGAGGACGGGGUGGGCUUGCCGUUGUCUGUGCAGUGCGUGGCUUUGCCGUACCAGGACGAGCUCUGCCUGCGCCUCAUGAAGGAAGUCCAGACCCUCCACACGCGGCGGACCAUGAAGAGGACCUGUCUAUAA
Molecule: messenger RNA, 1617 nt
Organism: Nanorana parkeri
Lineage: Eukaryota; Metazoa; Chordata; Amphibia; Anura; Dicroglossidae
Product: vitamin D3 hydroxylase-associated protein-like
Exons: 15
Coding region: 1-1617 (538 amino acids)
Biological process (GO): fatty acid catabolic process
Molecular function (GO): fatty acid amide hydrolase activity; amidase activity
Source: RefSeq, a predicted model, not a curated record